Molecule: messenger RNA, 4883 nt
Organism: Prunus persica (peach)
Lineage: Eukaryota; Viridiplantae; Streptophyta; Magnoliopsida; Rosales; Rosaceae
Product: nuclear pore complex protein NUP1
Exons: 9
Coding region: 238-4164 (1308 amino acids)
Biological process (GO): poly(A)+ mRNA export from nucleus; nuclear membrane organization
Cellular component (GO): nuclear envelope
Source: RefSeq, a predicted model, not a curated record
UCUCUCUCUCUCUCUCUCUCUCUCUCUCUCUCUCUCUCUCUCUCUCGCGCGCGCGCCUGACAACAAAUAAUUUUAUUUUGGUAAAAUAUCAUAUUGACCCCUUUCAAUUCCACGCCCUCGGUGCAAUUAAAAACCCUAAUUUGCUGUCGCAUCCCUUUCUCUCUCUACUCCCAAAAUAUUUGAAACCCUAGCGCUCUCUCUCUCUCUCUCUCUCUCUCUCUCUCUCUCCUCUCUCUCAUGGCGGCGGCCGCGCGGGAAGAGAAGCAGAAGCAGGCGUAUGAAGGAAUGGGAGCGGGAGGCAAGUUUCGGAAGACGCCGUUUCGAAGGACCUCCCAUUCGACGCCAUACGAUCGGCCGCCCACGUCACUGCGAAACCCUAGCACUGCCAACGAUGGCUGGCUCUCGAAGCUCGUCGAUCCGGCUCAGCGGCUCAUCUCCUACAGCGCCCACCGCCUCUUUUCCUCCGUCUUUCGCAAACGCCUUCCACCGCCUCAGUCGCCUUCGACAGGGGUAAAUCAUGAAGUAAGGAUCAAGGGCAAAGAAGAUGUUACCAUGUAUCCUCCAGGAGUGCAAAAAGGCACAGUUGAUCAGAGUGCUGGUCCAAGUACUACUGCUGAUGGAGGCGAGUUCACUGAGCUCAAACAAAUUUUAGAGCAAAAAACUUUUACCAGAUCUGAAAUUGAUCGAUUGACAGCGUUAUUGCAUUCAAGAACUGUUGAUAUACCAAUUGAGAAUCAAGAGAAAAGGUCGGAAGUGGUGCCUUCAAAGCCAGUGGUUUCUCAUGACAAAAAGGAGGAAUUUCUUAAAACUCCAGUGCAAGACAAAAAUGGGAUUGAGAGCCGUCUUGUUUCAAACCCUGUUGUCAAUACAAGUGUCCUUCAUGAAGAUGUUGCUUCACCUGCAGAGCUCGCAAAAGCAUACAUGGGCAGUAGGCCUUCAAAAGUAUCCCCAUCAAUGUUAGGUUUACGAGGUCAAGCACACCAUGAAGAUUCACCUAUUUUGAGCAGUCUACCAAUUCAGUCAAAAUCACCAAUGAUGUCACUUGUGCCAUGGACUUCUGGCAAUGGGGGGGCUCAAGAAAAUGGUUUUGUGACCCCUAGAUCGCGAGGCAGAUCUGCUAUAUACAAUAUGGCUCGAACACCAUACUCUCGAGUUCGCACAACUACAACAUUCAAGGGUGCUGGGUCCACAGUUGAUGCUUAUGGUGGGGCGUCGUCUUCUCAGUCUGUAUCGGAGCAAAGCCAACCUUCUGGAUCUAAACAAGGGGUCUUAAAACGCAGAUUUUCAGUCUUAGAUAAUGACAUAGGAUCUGUUGGUCCUAUUCGUAGAAUUCGUCAAAAACCUAAUCUUCUAUCUUCAAGAGGCUUGAGCUCACCAGUAUACAGCACUACUUCUUCUAUUCGCGGGACUAGAAUAAGUUCUGAGGCUGCUCAAAAUCCACCAUCUUCAAUAUGGAAGCCACUAUCAUUGGGUGAACCUAAGCAUAACGCAUUGUCAGAAAAUGGGGACAAUGCUGUUCCUAGUACAAGUUUCUCUUCUGUUCCCUCAAAAUCCAGCAAGAUGGCUUCCAAAAUUCUGGAGCAGCUUGAUAAGUUGGUCUCCCCUAAAGAGAAACCAUCUGAGACCAAUCUACAUACUGUGAGAGAUAAAUCGCCAACUAAGCUUUCACCAUCCAUGUUACGUGGUCAGGCUCUGAAAAGCCUGGAGGAUGCGGAUUCGUCAAAAUUUAUGGAUAAUGUCCAUAAUAAUAAGAGUAAUUCUAAGUUGAAUGUAUCAUUUGAUCGAUUGAUACCAGAUGCUCGAGACUUCACCUCUGAAAAUGAGGACAAGGAUAAAGAAAAUGGCCCAUUGAGAAUUAGAGCUCCUUGUGACAGUUCAGCUAUACUAAUGAAUGGUGAAGAUUCUACAGCAGAAAAGAAGGAUAUUGUGCCAAAUGUUAAAACUGCAGUUUCUACUGCAUCAAACGCUGUUCAUCCUCCACAAAAGAAACGGGCAUUCAGGAUGAGUGCACAUGAGGAUUAUCUUGAGCUGGAUGAUGAUGACAAUUCUAUGGUGGAGACUUUCUCGACUGAGAAGAGCAGUAUUGGUACUGCAACUGCUACACUGGAGAAGCCUCCAGCUUUCUCUGAUGGGUCUGUGCUUGCUGAGAAUGGCACCAACACUAUUGGCUCUAGUGCAUCGUCAUUCAGCAAGAUGGUAUCUACCCAGCCAUCCUCCAACACUAUCGGCUCUAGUGCAUCGUCAUUCAGCAAGAUGGUAUCUACCCAGCCAUCCUUUACAUAUGAUAAAGUUGCUCCACCAGAAGAAUCAAAUGCUGGUCCUUCAAUGUUUAACUUUGGGGGUAAAGUUACUUCAAUGAAGGAUUCAGAUGCAGCUUCUCCUGUGUUUAACUAUGUCUCUAAGAGUGUUGACGAAGUUGCACAGCCACAGUUUGCUUUCGCUUCGUCACCUGCAGUUGGUGAAUCUGUUGACGUAAAAUCUGGUGCCUUUUCAGUCCCCAAACCUGAGAGCUCAAGCAGUGUAUCUGCCAUUGUAGCUGCUGCAACAAAUUCUGUACUCAAACCACUUGAAUCAGAUAAAGCUGAUAAUAAGAAUAAUGCUGGAGUCUCUUUUAGGAUAUCUGAAACUGCUCUGUUCUCUGUAUCAUCAGCAUCAUCAACCACAGGCAUAUUCUCCAAUGGCACCCCUUCCAAUAAUUCAAGCCUAAAUAAUGGGUCAACCCCUCCAUUUUCUCCCUCUGUUCCUUCAGCUUUUUUGACAAGUCCAAAUUCAUCAGGUAGCAUGACCCUCACUGCCAACACAAACAGUGGUAACAACAUUGCUAGCGCAACUGCGGUCACCACCGACAGUUGCAAUGUUUCUAGCUCAGCCCCAGCACCUUCAUUUUCACCUGUGCCUAAUUUCAAAGUUGAAUCCUCCACAGCUUCAACUGCAGUAACCACCAACAGUACCAAUGUUCCUAGAUCAAAUCCAGCACCUUCAAUGCUAGCUGCGCCUAAUUUAUUUGAAUCCUCCACUGCUUCAAUUGCAGUUACACCAGUCCCAGUAAAUUCUUCCUUAGACUCUUUUGAAGGAAAGAACAAGGAAGACAAGGGCUUUGGUAAUCUAAGCAGCACCUCUUUUGCUGCCACAUCUGCUGCCAUUCCAAGCACAGGGAGUGGUAUGUUUGGAUUGGUUAGUGGUGGUGCUGCUACGACGUCUGCUGCUAACCAGUCCCAGGGUACUCGUUUUGGUGCUGGCAGUGGAUCUGUUCCUAUUUCCCAGCAGACUGGAAUUGCAUCAUCAGCUGCUUCACCAUCAUUCGGGUUGUCUGGAAGUACUGGACAGUUUGGCUCAACCUCUGCUCCUAAUCUGUUUAGUUCAGGUGCAAGUACUGGACUUGGGUCUUCUGCUCCCUCAUUGGAAGCCAACUCCAGUAGCAGUACUGCUCCUGGCAUAUUUGGUUCCAGUUGGGAAUCCUCUAAGUCUCCUGCAUUUGCUUCCACAACAUCUUUGUCAGCUGGGUUGUCGUAUGGAGCAUCCUUGGCUACUUCUGCACCUACUCUAUUUGGAGGGUCCUCGACUGCUGCUACUCCUAGUAACAAGCCUUUUGUCUUUGGAGGAUCCUCAACUGCUGCUGCUACUACAAACAGCGCACCUAUAUCGUUUGGAGCUUCUGCAGUUUCUUCUACAAAUGCCAAUGGGGCAUCUAUGAUGUUUGGAUCAUCCAAUGGCGCAUCCUCAACUUCGAUGUUCCCAUUCACUUCAUCUGCAGCUAGUACUGCCCCAUCACAGCCUGCAUUUGGGAACCCAAAUCCUGCUUUUCCAUUUGGUUCCUCGGGUAAUAAUGAUCAAAUGAACUUUGUAGACAGCAUGGCUGAAGACACUAAUCAGGCAUCUACGCCUACAGUCCCAGUAUUCGGUCAGCAGCCUGUGUUUGGUCAACAGCCUGUUUCAAACCCAGAGUCUGGCUAUGUAUUUGGAUCUACACCUGCAGUCCCAUUGGCGAAUCCCUUCCAAUUUUCAAGCCAACAGAAUCUAGCCAACCCACAGAACCCUUCACCAUUUCAGGCUUCGGGCAGUUUGGGUGCAAGUCAAGGGGGCAGCUUCUCUUUGGGCGCUGGUGGUGACAAGUCUAACCGAAGAAUUGUGAAGGUUAAACACAACAGGCAGCGGAAGAAGUAAAAGCAUCAGUGGUAAAAUGUGGGUGGUGUGGUGGUUGUUCUCUGUUCUCUGUAUGAGGGUGAAUAACUUUAAUAUGCAAGACUAGAUACAAGAGAUUGCUGGUCCGAUACUGAUGAAGGUAUAAUUUUCCUUCUGUGGUUAGGAAGAUCAGACUAUUCUGUUUGCUCUACAUAUAUAUUGUUUCCCUCUUUCUUUUUACAAUCGAGCCAAAUUUUCGUGGUUGGAAUGAGAGGUUUUUCACAAUUUUAUACCAGUUUGUAGUCGGAACAUUUAUGCUUUUGUAUUAGUACAUGUAGUAGGUGAAUGUUUUUGUAUUAGUAAGUGUAGGUGGUAUUAGGCUUUCUGGCUGGGCAAUUGUGUUAGCAACUGUUUUCUGUGUACUCUGCUUUUUGUAACAUAAAAGGAAACAGCGGUGAAUGUGUCCAAGCUUAUCUGCUGGCCGCCUACUGAUUUUUCCCAGGAGGCAGGGGAUACAUGAUGCAGCAGUGAGCACAUUACUUGGGUCUUAAUCAAAUUAGCUUCUUUCCAAAUAAAUAUAUUGUGCAUUUAUUUUAGGUAUCGUGUGUUUUGCUUGCAUUGAAUGAUUGUGUUGUAAGAAUGUGUCUUUUGCUUUGUGUUUACGUGUGCAAAAGGGCUACGCCUGAUGCUAGCAUAUUCGCAUUUCAUGUUUAUAUUGGUGUUGACUGAUAUUGAAAAGAGUUAAUGCUAGAGGGGAAGCA